AUUUUUCAUAUAUGAUAGAUUCUAUUUACAACAUUCUUCCUAUCUUCGUAUCUGUAUAAUACCUUUGGCUAUGUUGAUAAAAGGUCAUGAGAAGGAAGGAAGAUUUGAAGCUAGGGGAGAUACCUUUCAUUAGACUUAACUACUAUGGUUUGGCCUAGUAAAGACAAACUUUAGAAUAUGAAAGAGUUAUCUUAAACCUGAAUUAGCUGAAAAUGGAAAGAUACUAUUGCAAAAGUAGUUUUUGUUAUAAUCGUUUAGUUUUAAUGAUGAAUAUCUUUUAAACAGUUUUCAUAACUGGUAUAAGUAGAAAACAAAAUAUAAUUCUGUGAAAUGGUGCCAUUUAAUACUGUUUAUAGGAAAAUGAUGCAAAAUGUGCAUCUGGCUCCUGAGAAUGAUGAAGAUGAUCUCUAUUCUGGCUACAAUGAUUAUAAUCCCAUGUUUGAUACAGAGGAUUUAGAAAAUGAUGUAGCUUUUCAACAGGCAGCAAGAACAAGUCAUGGAAGAAGACCCCCUGUGACAGCCAAAAUUCCUGGUUCAGCAAGUUCAAGACCUUUAGCUACUGGAUUUGGGCCAAGGGCAACUUUACCUUCAUCUAUGGGAAGACCAAUGACAGGAGGUAUACAGUUUGAGGAUGGGGUUUCUCGACCAAUGACAGCAGUGCAAGCUGCAGGUUAUACUAAGGCAGCUAUGAGAGGUUCUUCAUUUGAUCCUCUUGGCCAAGCAAGAGGUCCUGCUCCACCUCUGGAAAAGAAAAAUUCAGACAGUCCAGAAGAGAAGUUGAGGCAGUUGGAAAAAAAAGUGAAUGAACUGGUUGAAGAAAGCUGUGUUGCCAACAGCUGUGGAGACUUGAAAUUGGCUCUGGAAAAAGCAAAAGAGGCUGGAAGACAGGAAAGAGAAUUGUUGAGACAACGUGAACAAAUUACUCCUCCAGAAAAUAUCAACUUAGACCUCACUUACUCAGUUCUUCUCAAUCUGGCCAGUCAGUAUGCUGCUAAUGAAAUGUAUGCUGAAGCACUGACUACUUACCAAGUCAUAGUGAAGAAUAAGAUGUUCACCAGUGGAGGUAUACUGAAGGUAAAUAUGGGAAAUAUAUAUUUAAAGCAACGGAACUAUUCCAAAGCUAUCAAAUUCUACCGUAUGGCUCUAGACCAGAUUACUAGUGCCCACAAAGAGAUGAGGAUGAAAAUAAUGGAAAAUAUUGGAGUUGCAUUUAUUAAAACUGGCCAAUACGUUGAUGCCAUUUCUUCAUUUGAAGACAUAAUGAGCAUAUCCCCAAACCUGAAGGCAGGCUUCAACUUGAUCCUAUGUUAUUUUGCUAUUGGAAAUGGUGAGCAAAUGAAGAAAGCCUUCAAAAAACUGAUUGCAGUUCCUUUGGAAGUAGAUUUUGAUGACAAAUACAUUUCAUUAAAUGAUGAUCUACAUACAAAUCUACUGCUUGAAGCCAUUAAAAAUGACAGUAUAAGUCAAAUGGAACGUGAGAGGAAAUCCAUGGCAGAGGAAUACAUCAUGACAGCUGCUAAACUCAUUGCACCAGUAAUUGAGACAUCUUUUGCAGUAGGCUAUGACUGGUGUGUUGAUGCGGUAAAAGCUUCCCACUAUGUAGAGUUAGCCAAUGACCUGGAAAUAAAUAAAGCCACUACUUACUUGAGGCAGCAGAAUUUUAACCAGGCACUGGAGACUUUGAAAAUGUUUGAAAAAAAGGAUAGCAGAGUAAAGAGUGCAGCUGCAACAAACCUUUCAUUCCUUUAUUAUUUGGGGAAUGAAUUGGCACAAGCAACUAACUAUGCAGAUUUAGCUGUAAAUUCUGAUAGGUAUAAUCCAGCAGCUCUAACUAACAAAGGAAAUACUGUUUUUGCAAAUGGAGACUAUGAAAAAGCAGCUGAAUUUUAUAAGGAAGCUCUCAGGAAUGAUUCCUUAUGCACUGAAGCACUUUAUAACCUUGGUUUAGCAUACAAGAAGUUAAACAGGAUAGACGAAGCUUUGGAUUUUUUGCUGAAACUCCAUGCAAUCCUUCCAAAUAGUGCCCAAGUCCUUUACCAGAUAGCAAGCAUAUACGAGAUCAUGGAAGAUCCCAAUCAAGCCAUAGAGUGGCUCCUGCAGUUGAUCAGUGUAGUACCAACUGAUCCACAUGUACUUUCAAAGCUAGGGAAAUUAUAUGAUAAUGAAGGUGAUAAAUCCCAAGCUUUUCAUUAUUACUAUGAGUCAUACCGGUAUUUCCCUUCAAACAUUGAGGUCAUUGAAUGGCUUGGAGCAUAUUAUAUUGACACCCAGUUUUGUGAAAAAGCCAUUGAGUACUUUGAAAGAGCAGCACUUAUCCUGCCGACACAAGUGAAGUGGCAGCUAAUGGUUGCAAGUUGCUACAGGAGAAGCGGUAACUACCAGAAAGCUCUAGAGAAAUACAAAGUCAUUCACAGAAAAUUCCCAGAGAAUGUUGAAUGCCUCCGAUUUUUAGUUCGUCUCUGCACAGAUAUGGGGCUGAAAGAAGUCCAGGAAUAUAUAACAAAGCUCAAGAAAGUGGAAAAAUUAAAAGAAAUAAGAGAGCAGCGCAUUAAGUCUGGCAGAGAUGGCAGUGCACGUAACCGCAGAGAAGGAGGUGGUGACAGUGGUGGUACCAAAGGGGAAAGACUGAGUGCCAAACUAAAAGCUUUGCCUGGAACAAAUGAACCCUAUGAAAGUAGAAGCAGUAAAGAAAUAGAUGCCUCCUACAUAGAUCCACUUGGCCCACAAGCAGAAAGACCAAGAACAGCUGCAAGAAAAAGAACUGAGGAAGAUGACUUUGCUGAUGAAGAACUAGGAGAAGAUCUGCUUCCAGAAUAGCAUAUGGGCCACUCAGCAUUUUUUUUAAUCCUUGUAAAAGUUUUAGCUGAAAAACUUUCAUUCAUUAUGAUUUUGUAGUAGAUUUUGAUAAAUUAUUUGGGAAAUAUUUUGGAUAUAUGGUACCUUACAUUAAAAACCUGUAUUUGAAA
Molecule: messenger RNA, 2966 nt
Organism: Chiroxiphia lanceolata (lance-tailed manakin)
Lineage: Eukaryota; Metazoa; Chordata; Aves; Passeriformes; Pipridae
Gene: IFT88
Product: intraflagellar transport 88
Exons: 26
Coding region: 331-2817 (828 amino acids)
Biological process (GO): inner ear receptor cell stereocilium organization; kidney development; intraciliary transport
Cellular component (GO): non-motile cilium; centriole; ciliary basal body
Molecular function (GO): kinesin binding
Source: RefSeq, a predicted model, not a curated record